CUUCCCCAGAUGACUCUCACUCAGCGCCGUCAUGGUGGCCUCAGGGCUGCUUCUGGCAGCUUUGCUGUUCUGCCUGACAAUAAUGGUCUUUAUGUCUGUGUGGCGGCAAAGGAAGCUGUUGGGGAAGAUGCCUCCUGGUCCCCCAGCACUGCCCUUCAUCGGGAAUUACUUGCAGCUGAACACAGAGCGGAUGUACAACUCCCUCAUGAAGAUCAGCAAGCGCUAUGGUCCAGUGUUCACCGUCCACCUGGGUAUGCGGAGGGUCGUGGUGCUGUGUGGCUAUGAGGCUGUAAAGGAGGCUCUGAUGGACCAGGCUGAGGAAUUCAGUGGGCGAGGCGAGCAGGCCACCUUUGACUGGCUCUUCAAAGGCUAUGGCGUGGCCUUCAGCAACGGGGAGCGCGCCAAGCAACUCAGGCGCUUCUCCAUCUGCACGCUGCGGGACUUCGGAGUGGGCAAGCGUGGCAUCGAGGAGCGCAUCCAGGAGGAGGCAGGCUUCCUCCUUCAGACCUUUCGGGGCAUGCGCGGUGCCUUCAUUGACCCCACCUUCUUUCUGAGCCGAACUGUCUCCAAUGUCAUCAACUCCAUUGUCUUCGGGGACCGCUUUGACUAUGAGGACAAAGAGUUCCUUUCACUGCUGAGCAUGAUGCUGGGAAGCUUCCAGUUCACAGCUACCUCUAAGGGACAGCUCUAUGAGAUGUUCUCCUCGGUGAUGAAACACCUGCCGGGGCCACAGCAACAGGCGUUUAAGGAGCUCCAGGGGCUGGAGGACUUCAUAGCCAAGAAGGUGGAGCAGAACCAACGUACACUGGAUCCCAACUCCCCGCGGGACUUUAUCGACUCCUUCCUCAUCCGCAUGCAGGAGGAGCAAAAGCACCCCCACACAGAGUUCCACUUGAAGAACUUGGUAAUGACCACGCUGAACCUUUUCUUUGCGGGCACUGAGACGGUCAGCACGACCCUGCGUUAUGGUUUCCUGAUGCUCAUGAAGCACCCAGAUGUGGAGGCCAAGGUCCAUGAGGAGAUUGACCGGGUGGUUGGCAAAAACCGUCAGCCCAAGUUCGAAGAUCGGGCGAAGAUGCCCUACACAGAGGCGGUGAUCCACGAGAUCCAGAGAUUCGGAGAUAUGAUCCCCAUGGGCCUGGCCCGCAGAGUCACCAAGGACACCAAGUUUCGGAACUUUCUCCUCCCUAAGGGCACUGAAGUGUUUCCAAUGCUGGGCUCCAUGCUAAGAGACUCCAAGUUCUUCUCCAACCCUGGGGAUUUCAACCCUCAGCAUUUCCUAGACGAGAAAGGGCAGUUCAAGAAGAAUGAUGCUUUUGUGCCAUUCUCCAUUGGAAAGCGGUACUGCUUUGGAGAAAACCUGGCUAGAAUGGAGCUCUUCCUCUUUCUCACCACCAUCAUGCAGAACUUCCGCUUCAAGUCCCCGCAGUCACCCAAGGAUAUCGACGUGUCCCCGAAACAUGUGGGCUUUGCCACCAUUCCACCAAACUACACCAUGAGCUUCCAGCCUCGCUGAACUAGAGCUGCCACAGGGCAGGGCUAGUGGGAGGAGCAAAUGGGAGGGCGUGUUCUGGAGAGGCGGUGCUAAGGAUUGGGGGUGAGGUGGAGGAAAAGAAGGUGCAAUGUGGAUAGGAGAGUAAGAAGAAACAGAUGGGCUGUCUGUCCACCAUGUUAGAGAUAGAACCUUCAGAGUUGGGGUGAGAUAAAGCGAAAUCUUACACUA
Messenger RNA from Pipistrellus kuhlii (Kuhl's pipistrelle), 1723 nucleotides. RefSeq names its product cytochrome P450 2A13. Gene Ontology annotation, cellular component: intracellular membrane-bounded organelle; cytoplasm. Bases 32 to 1516 code for a protein of 494 amino acids. Gene Ontology annotation, biological process: xenobiotic metabolic process; coumarin metabolic process. The record is from RefSeq and is a predicted model, not a curated record. Gene Ontology annotation, molecular function: iron ion binding; oxidoreductase activity, acting on paired donors, with incorporation or reduction of molecular oxygen, reduced flavin or flavoprotein as one donor, and incorporation of one atom of oxygen; heme binding. NCBI's taxonomy places the organism in Eukaryota, Metazoa, Chordata, Mammalia, Chiroptera, Vespertilionidae. The transcript is spliced from 9 exons.